GUWAACAUGAUUUACGUCCGCGCAGCAGUGUGCCACGCUUCGGCAAACUCGGCUGCUGUUCCUUCAAUAGGAGAGUAGUAGCCUAGCCUAUGAAGAGCAGAAGAAACGUGAGGGAGACAUAACACCGAGAGAGAAACAGACGGAGCGGCACAAAGGAGAGAGGAGAGUGUUGUGCGGGAGGGCGAUAUAGAGGGRGAUGAGAGGAGAUGCAGGCAGUGGCCUAGAUGUGCGAAUCGCCAAGAGUUGCUCUUUCUGGUUCACUGGAUGGAGGCUGCUCCCGCGCAGAGAGGACUAGRGAAAAUAUGGGGAUGUUUUACGCGGUUUGUUGAAGUCUACACAGUGAACCGUUACUUUUUUUCAGUACGUUUGUUAGUUCAAUCAAUAGUGUUCUGUAUUUUUACGUAGUCUACAUUGUGUGUGUUUUGGGGAGAAAUGGGUCAAUAAUUUGGAAGCCCCAUGCAGUAGCGCACAGUCCCACACACUGCCGCGCGUUAUGGCUCUCUCUAGCAAACAUGGUAUGAAAAUGCACUGAGCCGUUUACAUUUACACACUGCAAAUAUAUAGUUCACGCCGCUUCCUUCGCUCCCCCUAUGUGAUGGCGAUGGAAGUGGAAGCUGACAGUGGCAGAGGUAUAUCAAGGAGGGCUCAUGAGAAAUGCCCGCGGGCGGUGGAGCGCAACGGCUAUGUGAAAACAUGUGUCACUCCUCUGUAUCAGGACGCAGGCUGCCAGUCGUGGCUGAGACUCGCAGAAAUAUGGAGUUCCCGGAGACUGUCCUCCGCAGUGUGUGUGGGCUCUGUCUCGGUUAUUCUCGCUUUGCUGGUCAGAUUGGUUGACUGGGACGUGGAGCAGCAGAGUUGCGGCAGUAACAGAGAGAAUAACGGCGAGUCUGGAUCUCUAGUUCAUUUCGUGGCGAGCUGUGUGGUGGAACUGUUGUUGAACGUAUGGUACCUGGUGUCCCCUGUCUUCACUCUCGUAUGUGCCUUCUUUUGGGUUGGCUUGUACCUGAUCCGCUGCGGGGUGCUGAUCCGGACCGCGGUGUUUCUGUUGGCAGUGUGUCACUUGGGCGAAGCCGCGGCGCAGUCUCUCCUGCACGGUGCGGAGGACCAGUUGCUGUCGUUUACCGCCACCGUGGUGGUUCUGUCCUGUCUAGCCGGCGGGGCGCUGAUGGUGGUCAGGCUCGGACAGGGGGUUUCCGUCAUCGUCUUCAUCAGCAUCAUCAGGACUGUGUCUCUCGUCUCCCUCAACAAGGUCCGGGCCAGCUGGAGACCCUACCUGGCGUACCUGGUAGGAGUGCUGGGGGUCCUGCUAGCGAGGUAUGCUGACCGGCUCCUGACGGGCUCAGGGCCACUCGGGGCGGGUUGUAGCUACGUGACAGCGGGGAAGGAAGAUAAUAUCAUUCCCGUGUUUAAAAGACGACGGAGGUCCAGUUCGGUGGUCUCUUCAGACAUGGCGCACAGUCACAGCAACAGCAAGUCCCACCGAAGGACCUCGCUCCCAUGCAUUCCACGGGAACAGAUGAUCUCACAGACUGAAUGGAACCACAAGAGGGGUGCCCGGGGAUCCCAGUCGUCGGGCACCAGUGUGMUGGUGGACAUAGCGGUGAUGGGGGAAGCCCAUGGAUUGAUCUCAGACCUGCUGGCGGACCCCUCUCUGCCCCCCAACACCUGCAGUACCCUGCGGGCUGUCAGUAACCUGCUCAGUACCCAGAUCAGUUUGCAGCCGCUGCACAGGCCUCGAAUCAGCCCUCUGCAGUCACUCAGCGACUCACACACCUGCUCCGACUCCGAGGACUGGCCAGAGAGAGAGAAACUCGCCAUCCCAAAGCGUCUGAGACGGAGCCUGCCUCCAGGCCUGCUGAGAAGGAUCUCCUCUACAUGGACCACCACCACCUCAGCUACAGGUCUUCCCACCAUAGAACCAGGACCCGUACGCAGAGACCGCUCUGCCAGCAUCAAACCCCUCCACGACAGUCCACCAUGCAGCAUGGUGAACAGUGAGUCGUGGAACAGCUCUGUAAUGCUCACCAUCUCGAAGAGUCGCUCCAUGUCUGCCUCCUACUCUGCUUCAGCCACCUCCAACCACCUCUACAACAGACGAAUGACCAGACCAGGUUACCCCUCUUCCAACAUAUCACCUCUGGCCUCUCCCUGCCACUCCCCUUCAGUCCAGGGGACCCCUGUCUCCAGCCCCACCACCAAGUCCUGCUCUGUGGACCUACCAGACCCUGUGGACAGCCAGGGAGAGAGGCCUGUGGGCCCCCAGACCCCACACAGAGCCUUAACACACAGCAUCAGUGCCCCUAGCUCCACCACACCGCACUGGGGGCCACCAUCUCUCUGCAGCAGCUGUGGUAGACCGUACAGCAGGCUGAGCCAUGGGGAGGGGUCUAUGGACAAAGGGGACAUAAUACCCCACCCUGAUGACCCGGCAGUGGCAUCGUCAGACUAUGAGAGCACCUACGAGACCAACCACAGUGACAGCAUUGUUCUAUGUGUGUUCCAGGUUUCCUACCGCCUGUUUGAGGACACGGGACUGUUUGAGACGUUCAAGAUUCCUGUCAGGGAGUUCGUGAACUAUUUCCAUGCUCUGGAGAACGGAUACAGGGACAUCCCAUCCYUACAGUUUGCAGACUGGAGGCUGUGGAAGUUCCCAGAACAGUGUUUCCAUUUCCGAUUUGUUACGACAAUGCCCAGCACCCCUCACCUCAUUUACCUGUGUAUCUAUCUCUCUGACCCUUCUAUCCCUGUGUGUGUGUCCCCAGACUCUGACAGUGGGCUCCUCAACCCCAGCCAUAUAGGCCAUACAGGGUUCCUMGUUUCUAAGAUGUCUGCYGUGAUGGAGGAGGGUUAUGGAUGUCUGUCUGGCCUCAUCCCAUCCCUGGAGCUCAUGGCUCUGUAUGUGGCUGCAGCCAUGCACGACUACGACCACCCUGGACGGACCAACGCCUUCCUCGUGGCAACUAGCGCUCCUCAGGCCGUGCUAUAUAACGACCGCUCUGUGUUAGAGAACCACCACGCUGCGUCGGCCUGGAACCUGUUCAUGUCCCAGCCAGAGUACAACUUCCUGGGCAACCUGGAGCAUGUGGAGUUCAAACGCUUCCGCUUCCUGGUCAUCGAGGCCAUCCUCGCCACCGACCUGAAGAAACACUUUGACUUCCUGGCAGAGUUCAACGCCAAGGUGGGUGACGAUGGCUGCUCGGGCAUUGACUGGUCCAAUGAGAACGACCGGUUGCUGGUGUGUCAGAUGUGCAUCAAACUGGCGGACAUCAACGGCCCACUGAAACACAAGGACCUGCAUCUACAGUGGACCGAGGGCAUCGUCAAUGAGUUCUAUGAACAAGGCGAUGAGGAGUCGAGUCUGGGCCUUCCCAUCAGCCCCUUCAUGGACCGCUCUGCGCCACAGCUCGCCAAGCUCCAGGAGUCCUUCAUCACGCACAUCGUGGGUCCGCUCUGUUCCUCCUACGACUCCGCCGCCCUCAUGCCGGGGAACUGGGUCGACCCCGCCGACGCACGGAGGAAGGAGGGAGAGGAGGAAGAGGAGGUGGGGGAACGAGAGACAGAGGAGGAAGAGGAGGAUACAACAGAGGAGGAUGUGUCGACGAGCUCUGAGAGUUCCCAGAAGCACMUGGUGAAGCUUAAGGAGAGCAGGAGGAGAGUGUUCUGUCCCAUCACUCAGCACCUUCUGGACAACCACGAAAUGUGGAAGAGAGUCAUCGCCUCGGAAACCCAGGACACGCCGGACAGAGAGGCGCCUAACUGCCUCAGCAACCCCGCAGAGCCAAUCACAGCCAUCCACGAGGAGGAGGAGCCAGCCAGCAAGGAGGAGCCAAUAGAUGGCCAGGGAGAGGAGACGGAAGGGGAAGAGACGGGGCUUGCAGAGGAAGUGGCCGAGCAAUCAGAGACUGCGGAGAAAAGGGAGGAGGAGCUGGAGUGAGAGGAUUAUCUUUGACCCUUGAAGAUCAYGAAACGGAACAUUUAUCCAAACUCAUACCCUCUCCCAACUAGACUUUCUGUCUCAUGUCAGAAAUUAUACCCUAUUCCCCAUGUAGU
Salvelinus sp. IW2-2015 is the source of this 4050-nucleotide messenger RNA. RefSeq names its product cGMP-inhibited 3',5'-cyclic phosphodiesterase 3A-like. The record is from RefSeq and is a predicted model, not a curated record. Gene Ontology annotation, molecular function: calmodulin-activated 3',5'-cyclic-GMP phosphodiesterase activity. Gene Ontology annotation, cellular component: cytosol. Gene Ontology annotation, biological process: oocyte maturation; positive regulation of oocyte development. Lineage: Eukaryota; Metazoa; Chordata; Actinopteri; Salmoniformes; Salmonidae.